Molecule: messenger RNA, 4073 nt
Organism: Ostrinia furnacalis (Asian corn borer)
Lineage: Eukaryota; Metazoa; Arthropoda; Insecta; Lepidoptera; Crambidae
Product: transient receptor potential channel pyrexia
Exons: 12
Coding region: 230-3853 (1207 amino acids)
Biological process (GO): monoatomic ion transport; transmembrane transport
Cellular component (GO): membrane
Molecular function (GO): protein binding; monoatomic ion channel activity
Source: RefSeq, a predicted model, not a curated record
UCACAGAUUUGUUGUGCUUACUUAACUAUUUAAAAUAUAGAGCUAAAAGUUAAAUAGGUAUAGACAAUAAAAUAUAAAAAAAAACAAUUGAAAAUACUUAUCAUUUACUAGCAAUGAAAGGGACAAGAAUAUUGUCAGUGGCAGCUAAGUGUCUUGAAAUGCAAUUUGCAUCUUUGUAUAAUUAUGAAUCUUAUAACGUGAAAAGUGUGUAUUUUGAGGAUUAAACGCGAUGCGUACGAUAGAUUAUGUAGAAAACCGUUUUUGUAAGAAAAUGCGGGCCAAACGGAGUUUUUCACAUGCAGAUGUAGAGCAGGGCCUCCCCGAGGAGGAUGACCACCUGGAGCCUCUGCUGAGUGCUGGGGACAGACAUCCGCAGCUGCGACCUGCCCUGCCCAGCGACAUCAGCCUCUCGGACUUGAAAAACUACCCAGGCUUCCACGUGUCCAACAAUAACAUGACGGGUUCCACAGUAUCAUUGACCACCCCAUGCACGACGGUCAACAACACCCCGGUGACAGAAGGGGUGGAUGCCAUCCCGAAGAAAUGGAGAAGAAGCGACAGGAGGCUCAGGAGACUGAACACGGAGCUGCUGACUGCUAUUGAGGAGAACGAGGUUGAGGAGGUGGAAAGACUCCUCAAAGCAGGAGCCAACCCUAACGCCACCUGCCGUCAGAACUACGUCUCAGCCUGCCACGUCGCAGCCCUAAGCGGUGGAGAUGCCUUGUCUCUGCUCGUGAAGUUUGGAGCCGAGAAGUACAGGCUGGACAAACUGGGCAGAACACCACUGCACCUGGCGGCAUGGGCUGGAAACGCCAGGCAAAUGGCUAUCCUUUUGGACUUUCCUGAAGGCAUGUAUGAACGCGUCGACAACGACAGCAUGUCUUCAGACAUGGAAGAGGAGGUGAAGAAGUUAAGCGAGAAGACCAGAUCCCUGGCCAACGUGCGCUGCGACUUAGGAGUGGUCAAGACCCUCCUGCCGAGCACUUGGAAGGACAACAUUGAUCAUGACUGCAAGAAUAUUGACGGAACGCUGCCACUCUUAAAACCUGGCUGGACGCCGCUCCACGUGGCGACUUCAUGCGCUCGGAAGCAGUGCACCCGGCUACUCCUAGCAGCUGGAGCUGACCCCAACAUCUGCGACGAAAAUGGCAGAACGGCUCUGGAUGUCGCUGGCUCGGCGUACUACUAUGAUAUGCCUGUCGAUUCUCAGAGUUUCAAAGAAGUAGUCCAACUGAUCCUAAAAGUUGGUGGUCAAAACAACACCAUGAAAGUAUCUGGUCUUAACCACGUGGACACCCCCCUCCACACCGCAGUGGAGCUGGAAAAUGAGGACGUCAUCAAGGAACUGCUCCAAGUUGGUGCUUCUAUCGCCUCCUUGAACACUGCUGGACAGACCCCCCUUCAUGUGUGUGUGAAGAAGCAGUUGGAAGAUCCUUUAAAGAUAUUAGCUAAUGAAGGCAGAAAUGACACUGAUCCGUUGUCAGCGAUGGUAGACGUGAAAGAUCGCGAUGGACACACGGUCUUGCAGGCGGCCAUUGAAGCUGCGUGGGUGCCAGGCGUGUGCGUGGCAUUAGAGGCUGGAGCUGACGUCACUCUGAAGGCAAACGACGGUGAAACUCCAAUACACUCAGCUGCAGCAUUAGGCAACUUAGACGUCCUAAAUGAAAUCCUCAGUGUUGCCAAACAAAAAGACGCCAUUGACUAUCAAAACGAAGAAGGAGAGACGGCUCUAUUCAAAGCCAUCAUCAACAACCACACUGCUUGCGUCGUCGCAAUCCUAAAUGAAGGUGCAUCUAUAAAGAAAACUCUAACAGGCGACGUCAAUGUAUUCCACGUGGCUGCAGAAAGAGGGCACGUCGAUGUACUCAAAGUGUUACUAGAUCAUGACAAAGAAGCUACUAACUUGAUGCUUAACAGUCUCACCCAAGGAGACCGAAGAGGAUUUGGGCCAAUCCAUUUUGCUGUCUCCGAAAAUCAUUUAGAGUGCGUUGAACUGCUCAUGUCCAGAAACGCUGACAUUAGGCUAAGAACAACCAGCAGCCCACACAAAUCUUCGACGCCACUGCACAUAGCAGCCGUCAAAAAUCAUGGUGAAAUCGCAAAAGUCAUUCUAAAUUAUGAUAAGACAACAAUACACGAAGUCAAUUGCAUGGGAUGGUUCCCAUUGCAUUCUGCUAGUCACCACGGCAGCAGAGAUGUCAUAGUUCUUCUUUUGAGAGAAGGGGCAAAUCUAGCUGGCCACACAGAUGGACCAAAGAAGUUCAAAAGAACUGCUAUAGACAUGAUAAUAAACAACUUGUCGAAACCAACAGAAUUUCUGGAAGACGUCUUAGAUUCUUAUAUUUCUACAAAUGAACAGAACAUUCAGGACCCAAAUUGUGAAGUAACAGUUGAUUAUAGAAUUUUGAUGCCCAGUGUGUGUGAAAUGGAACAAAUGAAAGUUAUCGAAGCCCUCCUUAAAACAGGCAAUAGACAUGGACAAAAAAGGCUUCUGGUCCAUCCUUUAAUAGAAAGCUUUUUAUAUCUUAAAUGGAGAGCGCUGUUACCAUUUUUCUACACAAUCAUAGCAUUUUAUGGCCUUUUUGUUAUGUCGUUGACUAUUUUUGCUAUAUCUGUAUUCUUUUACAAGGACACUCUUGAAACGAAACCAGAUUGGCUUAAUUCAACGAUAUGGGGAUACAUAGUAUACGGUACAAUUUCAUUGAUUCUGUUGCAAGAACUACUCUACAUGAAUGUCAAGAGCAGCCGCUACUUUUUCCAACUAGAAACAUGGGUGAAAUUUGGUUCCCUAGGCCUGGCCGUCCUUCUUCCACCUGCAGUCUUGAUACCGGGUUGGGAGGACGCUGAGUGGCCAAGACAUGUGGCCACUGGAGCCCUUCUCCUGGCCUGGAUCCAGAUGAUGUUCUUGUUGUCCCGGUUCCCAAACUGGGGAUAUUAUGUGCUUAUGUUUGGCAAGGUGGCGUCCAACGUUGUUAAGAUUCUAUUAACAUUUGCCUUCUUAGUCAUCGGUUUCUCUCUCAGCUUCAUGAUUCAGUUUCGGUCUAAGACUCCUUUCGACAGCCCGUUUGCUGCCCUUAUAAAGACUGUCGUCAUGAUGACGUCAGAAUUCGAGUACGACUCUCUCUUCGACGAGGAGCACUCCAACCAACUCGCCUUCUCCUUCCAAGUCGUCCGCCUCAUUUUUGUUGCUUUCCUCAUCUUGGCGGCCAUCGUCCUCAUGAACCUGAUGGUUGGUGUGGCCGUUAACGACAUCACCGACCUAGAACUCCUUGGGAACAUCAGAAGGCUUGACAAACAAGUUGGUUUCUUGAGCACUCUAGACACUUUAGUCUACAACAGAAUCUUUAGCAGAAUAUUACCAAGACGGGUCAAUAGUAAGAUCAAAUAUAAAAGAAACGUUAGCGGAGUGUUGACGCUAAGACCUGGGAGACCUAGAUGGAGGAUCUCCAAGAUUCUUCCGUCAAGGAUUCGGGACGCAAUUUUCAAUAAGGCACAGUCGCAGAAGAAGCAGCAGGACGACGAGUUAGACGUUAGGAACUUCAAGGUGUUGCUGAAUGAUAUACAUGAGGAAAUUGUUGCGAAGAAGCGGAGACAAAUUGAGGCGACUGAGGCGCAAAAGGACUUAGAGAGUCGACCAGGAAAGAACAGGUUUAGACAUGAGGAACUUAUGAAAAGGCUUAAUCAUUUGGAUGGGGAGAUGACGGGAGUCAGGGAACAGGUCACAAGUCUGACAGAUGAGAAGUCGCCGUUAGAAGCACUGAAUGUUAAAGUCGAUCAGAUGUCUAUAGAAAUGUUGGAAAUCAAAGAGUUCUUGAUGAGGCUGGAGAGUAAGAUUGGUAGUAUUGCGAAGUAGCAGCUAGAAAUUUUCUAAAAAGAAUUCCAUUUUACUUAAAGGCUGAGGUAUUAUUACUCCUUAUCCAAUUUUUAAUUAACAUUAAGCGUCAUUAAAAGACUAUUUUGGAUAAAAUAACAAUGACUUAUCGAACGUAAAGUUCGUAAUCAAUGUUAAGUAUCAGUCUGAUCUAUCAGGAACCAUAUUUUAUUAUUUUACAUAUUAAUUAGUAAAAGAAAAA